UAUUGUAUGAAAAAUCUUCGACAGUUAUUGUUCCGAAUUGUCUCGUCGAGUGAUUUGUAUAUUGAUUGUAGUUGUGUCUGCAUAAUACACCAACUACAAGACACACAAAGUCCAUCAGUCAAGAAACGCUGCAUAGCUCACCUAAAGUCAUCAAUACCAUUCAAAUGAGAAGGAAUCUUUGUUGAACGUUGUCAUUUAUACUGCAUUAGGUUGCAUGUUUAAUGUUUUCUUUAUCAUGAGGCAUUGCGAUAAUUAAGCUGAUAGAUAUCGAGCCAACAUUAUUACUAUUCAUCCAGAAGUUGCCACUACUGUUUGCAGAACUGGUGAUAACAUCAUAACGAAGACUUUAAUUUGGUAAUUUAGUCAUCUAAUCCAGAUUUUUCCGAGAUGCUAUUCUUUCUUCCUUUAAGAGGAUUAUCAAGAGAGAGAAAGAGAGACAAAGAGAAUCGUAAGAUCAAAUAUUUGUUAAUGUACUACAAUUGGCAGUAGUUUUGAUCACUUCUACGUAUGAUCGAAGCAGCAACAAGAAAAGUGUUGCUGAUUUACAUUUGUCUAAUAAUCUGCGCUAACGGCACACCCUGCCUCUUGACGCCCUACUUAAGUGACCACAAGGAUUGUUCACUGUAACAGGUCCCAUAAACAGGCACUUUAUUCACUUGAAAAAGCAAGAGCAGCAGUUUAUUAAUACAGGUGUUUGUUUUUUAUUCUUUAGAAUCAGAACCUAAGCUUAGCCGAUUUUCACCAGAGUUUCGUGCAGUUUUACAUGCAUAAACAUAUCCUAAAGCGGAUUUAUAGUAUCAUCAGUUUGGACUGACUGCAGGCGUUCCUAUUGUCAAUGAGUGAAUUCUAUGUACAUGAUCCAACUUAUAACCCGACAUUCCAUCGUCAAGCAAGUUGAUGUUGUACGUCAACUAUUCAUGUUCUUAUAAGCGACACGAAUAAACGCAAGAAUUGUUCAUUGCAACAGGCCUAGUAUCGGCAGCUUCAUUACUUCGAAAAGCAAGAGCGAAACUUUAAAACUGGUAUUUGGUUUUAAUUCUUUAAAAUGCCAAGAAAGUGUUAUGGCAAACCUUAUACGACAAGGCAUAUCCGCCGACAAAUCAGUGAAAGAAGAGCAUCUAUAAUGAAAGAUGUAAAUGCUCAAUUUUUACAAUAUCUUGACUUAGCCUGCCAAACCUUUGAAAAUGAUUGCGAAGAAAACGAAGAACAUAAUAAAAAUGUGAAUAAUACGGAUACUUAUGCAGAUGAUAUGAAUUUUGAAGCAUGUAUAAAUAUCUGUACACAAAAAGAUAAUACUGCAAGUUUAUAUUGUAAGCAAUUAAGUGUAGAAAAAUUCAAUGAAUAUGAUGUUUGCUCACAAAAGUCUCACAAUGUACAUAAUAGUAAUACUUUAUCUACUGGUAUCAAUGAAAUGCAGCAAAGUGAUUUUGGAGAAUCUGCAAAAGAAAGAACAGAGGCAAAAAUGCAUAGUGUUGAUCCAUUUAUGCUUUUCCUACAGAAUAUUAAUGACAGUGAAAUAAGUAGUGACUCAGAAAGUGAUUCACAAGAGACUGACAGUUUAUCUGAUAACAAUGGAAAAGAUGCCAAAUUUGUUGAUUCUCUUCGAAAUUUCUGUUUGAAGUACAUCCAUACUAUACCUCACGUUGCGGUCAAUGACCUAUUACAUAUCUUGAGGGAAAAUACAAAUACAUAUUUCCCAAAAGACGCUCGUAGUCUAUUGAAAACGCCAAGAUUUACGGAACUACAUCAAAUGAAUAAUGGACAGUAUUGCCAUUAUGGAUUAAAACGUGCCAUUACUAUUUUUGUGCUGAAUUUUAUAGAAAAAAAUAUAAACGUUGAUUCAAUACAAUUGCUUGUCAACAUCGAUGGUGCUCCUUUAGCCACAUCCUCCGAAAAAGGGCUAUGGAUUAUUUCAUGCUCGGAAACAGUAUUGAACGAUGUCGAAUUAGUUGGCAUCUAUCACGGAGAAGAUAAGCCUCCCGACAGCAACACUUUAGUCAAAAUGUUUGUGGACGAAUUAAUACUUUUAUGUAAUCAUGGUUUCGAGUGUGAUAGCAAAGUAUAUAAAAUCACAUUACGAGCCCUCAUAUGUGACGCCCCAGCAAAAGCUUAUAUCUUAAAAGUGAAAUAUCACACAGGAUAUUGCAGUUGUACAAAGUGUCAGAAAGAAGGUGAAUGGCUAAAUAAAAUUUGUUUUCCUGGUGAUAUUGCUACUUUAAGAACAGAUCAAGAUUUUAGAGAUUAUAAGUAUGUGGAUGAAGAGUAUCAACGUGAACGAACCAUUCUAGCUGACAUUCCGAAUUUCGGAUUGGUCACAAAUGUUCCGUUAGAUUACAUGCAUCUCGUUUGUUUGGGCGUAACGUUAAAAUUAAUUGAGCAAUGGAUAAGCGGAAGAAGCAAAGUGAAAUUAUCUGAAUAUCAGCGAAAAAUGAUAUCUGACCGAUUAGUGAACCUACAAAAAUAUAUGCCGUCCGACUUUAGCAGAAAGCCGAGAAAAUUUCAAAAUGUUCGACGUUUGUGGAAAGCGCACGAGCUUAGGCAAUUUUUGUUGUACUCAGGGCCCGUAGUACUAUAUAAUAUUUUAGAUGAAAAUGCAUAUUUUAAUUUUUUACUCUUGCACGUGGCUAUAUCAAUAUUAGUUAACCCUAUUCUGUCUUCUAAUGAUUGUUAUUUACAUUAUGCUGAACAGCUUUUGACGAAUUUCGUUAAAAGUUUUCAAGUUUUAUAUGGUGCUAAUAACGUGACGCAUAACGUUCAUAACCUUUUACAUGUCGUUGGAGAUGUAAGAGAGUACGGUUGCUUAGACUCUUUCAGUGCUUUUCGUUUCGAAAAUCACAUCCGAAAAAUAAAGCAAUUAGUAAGAAAAGGGGAUAAACCUUUGCAGCAAAUACAUCGCAGAUUAGGAGAAAUCGUAGCAUGUAAAACAUAUUCAGUGGAUAUAAAUAACAAAACUUCUGUAUUGUCAAAAAAUUAUUAUAAUGGUCCUAUACUUCCAUCUCAUUCACGAGAUAAUCAGUUUCAAAUUUUUAGAAAAAGCUCAUUAUACUUAAAUAUUGCUGAUAGCAAAAGUAAUUGUGUCUUAUUAAAAAAUGGUAUGGUCGUCGAAUGCUUAAAUUUCGUUGAAAACAUAGACAAAAAUCAGUUCAUUAUGGGUAAACCGUUGGAAACAAUCGAUAACUUUUACUCUUAUCCGUUAGAUUCCAGGACUUUAAAUAUUAAAGUAGUGAAAUAUAGCAAUGAAAAUUUACAAUCAUACUCUUGCGGAUCGAUUUUAGCGAAAUUAUGUAAGUUACCGUAUAAUGAAAACUUUGUAGUCUUCCCACUUAUCCAUACCUACAAUUUUGAAGCAAAUUAAUAAUAAUUUUUCAUUAGAGUAUUAUGAUCAUGAAAAUUAGUCAUAUAAUGUAUACAAGCGAUCUGAUACAUGGUAUAAUCGAAAUUUUAUAUUUAAAAUCAAAAUAUUGUUAAUCGUACGUUUUGUAUAUAUUCUGCACUUACUAUAUUAAGACACAAUAUUUUAAAUAAUUAUUGUUGUAGCCUGUUUUUGAGUAAAAGAGAGCCACAUUGUAAUAAUUUUCUGAGGGCAAUCUGAAUGCUGCUCUCAUAAUCCUUUUAUAAAAUAAAUAAUUGUUAAUCACCUUUUGUUGUACAUCAAAAAGUUGUUUGUAACAAACCUCUAAAUAAAAAUCUAUAAACAUUGA
This is a messenger RNA of Nasonia vitripennis (jewel wasp), 3701 nucleotides long. RefSeq lists its product as uncharacterized. The transcript is spliced from 5 exons. Lineage: Eukaryota; Metazoa; Arthropoda; Insecta; Hymenoptera; Pteromalidae. The coding region runs from base 1046 to 3355 and encodes 769 amino acids. The record is from RefSeq and is a predicted model, not a curated record.